Molecule: messenger RNA, 2010 nt
Organism: Colias croceus (clouded yellow)
Lineage: Eukaryota; Metazoa; Arthropoda; Insecta; Lepidoptera; Pieridae
Gene: ais
Product: probable ATP-dependent RNA helicase DDX52
Exons: 13
Coding region: 107-1993 (628 amino acids)
Biological process (GO): maturation of SSU-rRNA
Molecular function (GO): RNA helicase activity; ATP binding; nucleic acid binding
Source: RefSeq, a predicted model, not a curated record
GUAGCUGUCAUUACAAUUUUAAAAACAUUGGCAUGCGUACAUACGGAAAAAUACAACAUACGAAAGCUAAUAAUGUUAAUAUAAUUUGACAAAGUAAACCGAUACAAUGGAUGCAUAUGAUAUAUUUAAGAAACUUACUAAAGGGUUAACAUUUAAACGACGUGUAUUGGGUGUAAAUAAUCAUGAACAAAAUGUCAAGCCGAUGCUCAAAAAGGCAGAAUUAAAAAAAGAAGAACCAGCUGAGGUCAGUGACAUAGAAGAUGAAGAAAACGAGGAUGUAUGUGGUGAAAAUUCAGAUGACGCAAGUGAUGUAGAAUCACCAGACGAACAAAAUGUGGACACAGAAUCAAAUGACGAACUGCAAAUUGUUGAAGGAUUGUCUGUUGGGAAAAAGGAUAAGAAGAAGAAAGAGAAGAAGUCUAAACUCACACCGGAAGAAUUGCAAAAGAAGCUCGAGUUGGAAGAACAAAACAGAUUCCGCAACGAAUACGGCAUCAAAGCAGUCGGGCGUCACAUACCCAGCGCACUGCGGGACUUCUCCGAGCUGACGUCGCGAUACAAUGUGUCCCCAGAGCUAGUGGACACGAUCAGGCAGUGCGGGUAUAGCGAACCCACCCCGAUACAACGACAGGCUAUGCCUUGUAUGUUGGAGAAUCGUCAACUCAUAGGCACAGCGCCCACAGGCUCAGGGAAAACAGCCGCAUUCCUUAUACCCCUAUUGCACAUUCUCGGGGCUCCAGCCGGAGGCCCCAGGGCCCUGAUCCUGUGCCCCACGCGGGAACUAGCACAGCAGAUAUACAGAGAGGCCCUACGGCUGUCCGCUAGUACGGAAUUGAGGUGUAGCGUAGUUAAGAGUAUCAAACUGAGCAAGGUUAAAGAGAGAGAGGCUACGGUUAGGAAGAGUGAUAUAGUGAUAAGCACUCCUAACCGUCUCUGCUACAUGCUAGCUCAAGAGAACUGCAGUGUCACUUUAGAUAAAGUGCAAUGGCUGAUCAUAGACGAGGCGGACAAAAUGUUCGAAGGGUCCAUUGAUGAAGUGGCCACGUUCAGACAGCAGCUGGGCACAGUGCUGGGCGCGUGCAGUUCCGCGCGUGUGGGCAUGUUCAGCGCGACGCACACGCCCGCCGUGGCCAAGUGGGCGAGGAGGACCGUGCGCGGGCUUGUGAGCGUGGCCGUGGGCGCUAGGAACGCAGCAGCAACAACAGUAGACCAAGAGUUGUUGUUUUGCGGUAAUGAAAAUGGGAAGCUAGUGGCAUUCAGACAGCUUGUACAGAAAGGACUCAAACCGCCAGUACUCGUUUUCGUACAAAGCAAAGACAGAGCCAAGCAGCUGUUUAAAGAACUUAUUUAUGAUGGAAUUAAUGUUGAUGUUAUUCAUGCAGAUAGAACUCAGGCGCAGCGUGACAACGUGGUACGCAGUUUCCGCGUGGGUCGUAUCUGGGUGCUAAUUUGUACGGAACUCAUGGGUCGUGGGAUCGAUUUCCGUGGGGUCAAUCUGGUGAUCAAUUAUGAUUUUCCACCUUCAGCUAUAUCUUAUAUUCACAGAGUGGGUCGAGCGGGCCGAGCGGGGCAAAAGGGCAAAGCUAUCACGUUCUUUACGCAAGACGAUGUAGUUAAUUUAAGAAGUAUAGCAUCAGUUAUGAAACAAUCCGGUUGUGAGGUUCCCGAAUACAUGUUGCGUUUAAAACAAGACCCAAAUAAAAGGAAAAAGCUCGCCAAGAAAGCGCCUCAUAGAGAUAAAAUAUCUACUAUAUUGGAAAAACCUAGCAAACGAAAACUUGAAGAAACAGAUAAAUCAAAAACAAAAGAUACAGAUGCAGUGAAAAAUAGUAAAAAUAAGAAAUUAAGGAAAGUUUCCAGUAAUGAAGAAAAAGUCAAGACAAAGAAGUUUGGAAAAGGCAAAAUAGAUAAGAAAAAUAAAGGCGAGAAUUUCAAAGAAAAGACAGGCAAGAGUAAUUUUAAGAAAAAGAAGAAUAUGAAACCUAUGAAAUAAAGUUUCUUUAUAAAUUA